Molecule: messenger RNA, 1350 nt
Organism: Sorghum bicolor (sorghum)
Lineage: Eukaryota; Viridiplantae; Streptophyta; Magnoliopsida; Poales; Poaceae
Product: xylanase inhibitor protein 1
Exons: 1
Coding region: 209-1132 (307 amino acids)
Biological process (GO): carbohydrate metabolic process
Cellular component (GO): extracellular region
Molecular function (GO): chitinase activity
Source: RefSeq, a predicted model, not a curated record
GCUGAUAUGUACCACGUCCUUCUCAUAGUUCGGCGUACGUACUACCAGCUUGGUGAGCUGUCCUGCAUGUUUCCCGAUUCCAUCCAAAAGCAGACAAGUCCAAGAUGAACACCAAAGCCAUCCAUCCAUACACAUGGGUCCAUGCAUGUGAGUAUACUACUAUAUAAGCAAGCAAGAUCAGUGGUAGCAGCAAUCAAACAAGGCAUCAAUGGCGGUGACAAGAAGCAAGAGACCAGCUAGCUCCCUCCUGCCCGCCGUGGCGGCCCUCGUCGCCGUCGCCGGCCUCCUCUCCCUCGCCGGCCCAGCCGCGGCCACAGGGAAAACCGGCCAGGUGACGGUCUUCUGGGGCCGGAACAAGGCCGAGGGCACGCUCCGCGAGGCCUGCGACACGGGCACCUACACCAUCGUCGUCAUCUCCUUCCUCAGCGUCUUCGGCCAAGGCGGCAACAAGCCGCCCACUCUAGACCUCUCCGGCCACCCCAUCGCCGGCAUCGGCGACGACAUCAAGCACUGCCAGUCCAAGAGCAUCAUGGUGUUCCUCUCCAUCGGCGGGUUCGGCGACCACUACUCCCUCCCCAGCGCCAAGGCCGCCACGGACCUCGCCGACUACCUCUGGUACGCCUACUUCCCAGCGCCCACGCCGCGCGCCGGCGUGCACCGCCCGUUCGGCGACGCCUACGUCGACGGCCUCGACUUCUUCCUCGACCGCGGCUCGCCGGCGUACUACGACGUGCUGGCCAAGCGCCUGUGGAGCUACAACAAGCAGUUCCGCGCCCGGACGCCCGUGCAGCUGUCGGCGACGCCGCGGUGCGCGUUCCCGGACCGCCAGGUGCAGCGGGUGCUCGCCACGGGGCUCGUCACCAGAAUCAACGUCAGGUUCUACGGCGACGCGCACUGCGCCGCGUACUGGCAGCAGGAGUGGGACAAGUGGACGGCGGCGUUCCCGGAAGACUCCAUCUACGUCGGCCUGCCGGCGUCGGAGCAGACGGUCGGGUACGUCCACCCCAAGAACCUCUACUACGGCGUCGUCCCCGUGGUGCAGAAGGCGGCCAACUACGGCGGGUUCAUGAUCUGGGACCGAUACGCCGACAAGAAGACCAAUUACAGUAGCUACGCCAUUGAAUGGGCUUGAUCGAUGAUCAGAGCUCCAUCUCCAUCCAUGCCGUCUACUCUGUCAGUCUGUCUCUGUGUGUAUCUACUGUAGUGUUGUCCAUCUCCUCACUAGUGUGCUUGUGUGCAAGAAUAAAGUGAGGCAAGUGCAUCAAUAAACCGUUGAUAAUAUCGUCGCUAGUUUUGUACACGAUCCUCUGGAAAUAUUCAGCAUCUGGCAUGGAUACGAAUUUAAGUUCA